UACAUUCUUUUUUUUUCUCAUCACCAGGGAAGUCGUGAGAGUUCCUCAAUUGCAAGAUGCUGUUGCGUGUGAUCAUUUCAGCACAGGACAUUAGAAAGCUCCGCUUGGACUCUGUUCCAGAUUCGGUUCACAGCCUGAAACUGGUGUUGAAAAACAAACUGCAGUUACGCUCUCCAUUUGACCUUCAAUAUGAAGAUGAGGAUUUCAAAGACUUCUGUAACCUCACGUGUGUUGACGAUCUACCGAAAGACAAGGUGACAUUGCAAGUCGUUUUCUGCCCUGUCUCUUCGGACUCAAGUUUGGACACUUUAAGCUCUGCUGUACCAUCAUCUCCGGCAGCAUCCUCUUCAGCUCAUUCAUCAUCUCCGACGACGUCCUCUUCAUUGAGCAGCCAAACGGAGGGCUUUGCGGGUCAGCGUUCACAGCACUGGCCAACUCAUUUUCCCAUUCCCACCUUCUCAUAUGAUGUUGAGCUGAGGCUCAGGCAGGGCAAUGGUGCUUUUAAAGAAAGUGGAGCACUUCUAUCCAUUUCAAGGGACAUGAAGUCUGAGAUUCUGCUCAAACUUGCUGAAACAAUAUAUUCAUUCAUGACCUACCCUACACUUGAACAUUAUGGAUGUGUAGCCAAGGCACUUGUUGAAAAACACCCUUGCCUUACAGAACCUGGCUCCACAUCUGGAUGGUAUGGAUGGAAACACAGCAUAAAGUUUAAGAUGGGCAAUUACAGACAGAAAUUAAAAGCUGUGGGCUGCCGAGAACUGGAGGUUAAUUUUGAGAAAAGAGGUGCUGGGGACACGCGAGGGAAGAGAAACAAAGUCAAGAAACCUAGACGGUCUGAAACAAAUUUUCUUCCAGAUCUCCCCCAGGGAAGAGACAGCAGAAGUCUUGAAGAAGAUAGAGAAAAGAUGGUCCAGGAGAUGAGAAAAACAACCCCAAACCUAGCCUACAUCGAUAAUGCAAUGAAUGCCACAUAUGCACUGAGAAGACAGGAGAUCGUUGAAGAGGAGCCACCUGUGGCCGAAAUGAGAGUCAGAUGGCCUGCCCUUUUUACUGAAAGACAGAUCGUCAAGGAAUUCACCAGGCUCAUGUCAAUGGACAUCAAUAAGUUCUAUGAGGGUCUUGACAGCCAUCUGCAUAAACUUCUUCAGUUAUUCCGGUUGAAGCGCUUUGAGGAAGUUCAAGAAAUGACAUCCUUAAUGGAGAGUCUCGACAAGGAUGCAUCAAACCAAAGGAAGAGAGCAGCAGCUUUGCAGGGACUGCCAUGGUACAUGAAGGAAAAUCCUUCUACAUUGAUGAAGAGAUGUGAGCCAACAGAUCCUGGGGAGGACGUCAUCAAGGGAAUGGUGAUUGGAAUCCUCUUGGUCGUUGAAGAUGUGAAGGAGCCCCUUCCAGUUUCCUACAACGAUGUUGCCAUCGUCAUCGAGGAAAAGAUUGUCAUGCGUCAUCUCGGUGAUGUACCCAACGCUUUUGUGAACCUGAUGGGCCUGCUGUACAUGCUGAACCUUGACUAUCCAAAAGACAUUAAAUAUACUUUUGAGGUGAUUCAGCGCCUGUUCAUGGGAAUCGGGUCUGAGAUCUGCACUCCCAGAGUCCACUCUCUAAAGAAUAAACUGCUACGCUAGAGGGAUGGCUCAGGAGGAUGUUUCUGCAUUUGGCCCUGAGGAAGUGUUUUUUUUUGCCAUUUGUUCACUAUGUAGUAAGAGGAAAAGAAAUGUAAAGUCCUUCUGUGGGUCACAAGUUUUUUAUGUUUUCAUGUUCUAACCGAUCUCCAUUGCUCUGUGGAGGAAAUGUCUCUUGCAGACACUAAUGCAGACGUUAAUGUUGUAGACCAAACAUGAACAGAGUGGAGAUUUCAGUAAUGUUUGAACGUGUUCAUUUUCUGGCUGACACUUGAGCAAGUUUCUCAGAGAGAGAUUCCUAUUUUGUAUGUAUAUCUUGCUGCAUUUUACUGAACAUUCCCUUAGAAUGGAUCAAGAUGUAGAUGUUGAUAAAGUCAUUUAGAGAGUUGGGUUUUUUUCCCCUCAAAGAAAGGAUGCUCUUUAUUUUAAUUUUGUUCUUACAAGUGGGACACAGUGUAACUUCAGUUUUUGACCAGCCCUGAAAGAGUUCUCGUUUUUUACACCGUUUAGUAAGCGAUGAAAUCGAUUGCCCUUCGGUGGGUCACCCCACCUUGUUUUCAUGUACUGACUUAUUUCAAAAGUAUUAAUCCAUGUGAUGUUACAGAGAAAUUGUCAAGAGUGGACAUUUCAGUAAUGUUUGAAUGUUUUCAUUUUCAGCAAGUUUCUGAGAUUUGUUUUGGUUUUUUAUGAAUCUUUUUGCAAUUUACUGCAGCAACUCUGAAGAUUAAAGUGAUGGUUCGGAGUAAUUUCAUCCUAGGGUCCUUUGCACCAUGACCGCGA
Messenger RNA from Pungitius pungitius (ninespine stickleback), 2399 nucleotides. RefSeq names its product sterile alpha motif domain-containing protein 3. Bases 57 to 1622 code for a protein of 521 amino acids. Lineage: Eukaryota; Metazoa; Chordata; Actinopteri; Perciformes; Gasterosteidae. The transcript is spliced from 4 exons. The record is from RefSeq and is a predicted model, not a curated record.